Messenger RNA from Chrysochloris asiatica (Cape golden mole), 1824 nucleotides. It is a transcript of the gene AATF, whose product is annotated as apoptosis antagonizing transcription factor. Gene Ontology annotation, cellular component: nucleus; nucleolus. NCBI's taxonomy places the organism in Eukaryota, Metazoa, Chordata, Mammalia, Afrosoricida, Chrysochloridae. Gene Ontology annotation, biological process: regulation of transcription by RNA polymerase II. The record is from RefSeq and is a predicted model, not a curated record. The transcript is spliced from 12 exons. Bases 124 to 1824 code for a protein of 566 amino acids.
GCGGUUUCAGGCUGUGUUGGGGAAUAGUAGUCUCGGGGCGAGACGACCCAGUGGGGAGACAGCUUUCUGGCCGGGGUUGGGUCGCAGAUUUAGGUACGCGAGGCGGACCGAGACCUGGUGACGAUGGCGGGGCCGCAGCCUCUGGCGCUGCAGCUGGAACAGCUGUUGAACCCGCGACCACGCGAGGCGGAUCCUGAGGCCGACCUGGAGGAGGCCACUGCUGCCAGAGUGAUUGACAGGUUUGAUGAAGGGGAAGAUGGGGAAGGUGAUUUCCUGGCAGUGGGUAGCAUUAGAAAACUGGCCUCAGCCUCCCUCUUGGACACAGACACAAGAUAUUCAGGCAAGACUACCUCUAGAAAAGCUUGGAAGAAAGACCACUGGGAGCAGGCUCUGCUAGGCUCAUCUGAUAAGGAAGUAUCUGAUGACGAAGUAUCUGGAGAUGGAGAUUCUGAGGGCCUGGCACUGGAAGAGUCUGAUGAAGAUCAUGGGCAUGCUGUUGAAGUACAGGAGACUGACAAUGGGGAGAGUGGACGGGCCUGGAGGGAGAAGAGAAUUUGCUCUGGAAAAACACCAGGCUUCAGUGUCCAGAGCAUUAGUGACUUUGAAAAAUUUACUGAAGGGAUGGAUGAUGUUGGGAGCAGUGAGGAGGAGGAAGAAGAGGAAGGUGAAGAUAAAGAAAGUGGCAUGGAAGAAGGAGAUGGUGAAGAAGACUUUGAGGGUGAAAGUGAGGAGGACAGGGUUGAAGACAGAAACAGUGAAGAUGAUGGUGUGGUAAUGACGUUUUCCAGUGUCAAAGAGUCAGAGGAAGUGGAGAAAGGAAAAGCUGUGAAGAGCCAGAUAGCACUGUGGGACCAACUCUUGGAAGGCAGAAUCAAACUACAAAAGGCUCUGUUGACCACCAAUCAACUUCCUCAACCAGAUGUUUUCCCUAUUUUCAAGGACAAGGGUGGCCCAGAAUUUACCAGCGCUCUAAAAAAUAGUCACAAGGCACUUAAAGCUUUGUUGAGGUCAUUGGUGGGUCUUCAGGAAGAGUUGCUUCUCCAGUACCCAGACACUAGAUACCUAGUUGAUGGAACAAAGCCCAAAACCGAAAGUGAGGAGGAGAUUUCUAGUGAAGAUGAUGAGCUGGUUAUGGAAGAAAAGCAACGGAGAAGGGUCCCAGCAAAGAGGAAACUGGAAAUGGACGACUAUCCCUGCUUCAUGGCAAAGCGCUUUGCUGACUUUACGGUGUACAGGAACCGCACACUUCAGAAGUGGCAUGACAAAACCAAGUUGGCUUCUGGAAAACUGGGGAAGGGUUUUGGUGCCUUUGAACGCUCAAUCUUGACUCAGAUCGAUCAUAUUCUGAUGGACAAAGAAAGAUUACUUCGAAGGACACAGACCAAGCGCUCCAUCUACCGAGUUCUUGGCAGACCUGAAUCGACGGCUCAGCCUGUCCCUGAGAGUUUGCCAGGACAACCGGAGAUCCUUCCUCAGGCCCCUGUCAAUGCUCACCUGAAGGACUUGGAUGAAGAAAUCUUUGAUGAUGAUGACUUUUACCACCAGCUCCUUCGAGAACUCAUAGAACGGAAGACCAGUUCCUUGGAUCCCAAUGAUCAGGUGGCCAUGGGAAGGCAGUGGCUUGCAAUCCAGAAGUUACGAAGCAAAAUCCACAAGAAGGUAGAUCGGAAAGCCAGCAAAGGAAGAAAGCUGCGGUUUCAUGUCCUUAGCAAGCUGCUGAGCUUCAUGGCACCUAUUGACCAUACUACAAUGAAUGAUGAUGCCAGGACAGAGCUGUAUCGCUCUCUUUUUGGCAAACUCAACCCUCCUGGUGACAACAACUGA